Molecule: messenger RNA, 1846 nt
Organism: Lacerta agilis (Sand lizard)
Lineage: Eukaryota; Metazoa; Chordata; Lepidosauria; Squamata; Lacertidae
Product: zinc finger protein 501-like
Exons: 4
Coding region: 2-1693 (563 amino acids)
Biological process (GO): negative regulation of transcription by RNA polymerase II
Molecular function (GO): DNA-binding transcription repressor activity, RNA polymerase II-specific
Source: RefSeq, a predicted model, not a curated record
GAUGGAAGGAGGAGGAAGAUGGACGGUUGACCUGGUGAGGCUGUCUCCCACAACCGCUGACUGUUCCCCUCCAGGACCCUCAGAGUGCUCUGGAAGGAUGACAGAGUCUGAUCCUGCAAACCUAGCUAGGAUGGAAGGAGGAAGAUGGACGGUUGACCUGGUCAGGCUGUCUCCCACAACCUCUGACCGUUCCCCUCCAGGACCCUCAGAGAGAUCUGAUCUAGCGAGGAUGGAAGGGGGAAGAUGGACGGUUGACCUGGUCAGGCUGUCUCCCACAACCUUUGAAUGUUCCCUCCCAGGAUCCUCAGUGGGAUCUGCAGGUGAUGAACAGGACAGUCAUCGUUCUUCGGGCUCAUCAGAAAGAACCAAGCAUGAAGUCAAAGGAAGGACCUUUCAAGAUCAAGAGGAAACAAGAUCACAGAUGAAAAGCCUAGAAGAAAAUGGGAGGAAUAAAGGCCUUCUAAUGCAGACUAAUAACAGCCAUCAAAUCACCGUCCAGAAAAAACAUCACAAGGGGAAGAGAACAAAUGAUAGCCCUUUAUGUGGCAAAACAUUCAAAGGUAAAUCUAGCUUGAACUCACACUGCAGAAACCACACAGAGGAGAAACCGUGUAAAUGCUUGGUGUGUGGAAAGAACUUCAGUGACAGCUCAGGCCUAAAAUCACAUGAAAGAAUUCACGCAGGACAGGAAUCCUAUGAAUGCCUAGAAUGUGGAAAGAGUUUCAGUUGUUACUCAUACCUUAAAAAACAUCACAAAGUCCACAAUGAGGAGAAGCCGUAUACCUGUUUUGAGUGUGGAAAAAACUUCAAUCACAGCUCAAGCUUUACAUCACAUCAAAGAAUUCACACAGGGGAGAAGCCGUAUAAAUGUUGGGAGUGCGGAAUGAGAUUUCGUUACAGCACAAACCUUACAACGCACCAAAGAAUUCACACUGGGGAGAAAUCUUAUAAAUGUUUGGAGUGCGGAAGAAGCUUUGCUCACAGUGCUAGCCUUACUUCACAUAAGAGAACACACACAGGGGAGAAACCAUAUAAAUGCCUGGAAUGUGGAAAGAGCUUCAGUCAGCAUGCACACCUUGCUUCACAUAAGAGAACUCACACUGGUGAGAAGCCAUAUAAAUGUUUUGAGUGUGGGAACAGCUUCAGUCAGAGUUCACACCUUACUGUGCAUGAGCGAAUCCAUACAGGGGAAAAACCAUAUAAAUGUGUGACAUGUGGAAAGAGCUUUAGUAACCACACAUACCUUGUUAGCCAUCGCAGAAUCCAUACAGAAGAGAAGCCAUAUAAGUGCUUUGAGUGUGGAAAGAGCUUCAGGCAGGAUACAGGCCUUCGUCUACAUCAAAAAAUUCACAGAGGUGAAAAACCGUAUACAUGUUUUGAGUGUGGAAAGAGCUUCAGUUACAGCCCAGGCCUUACAUCGCAUCUAAAAAUUCACACAGGGGAGAAACCGUAUACCUGUUCUGAGUGUGGAAAAAGCUUCACUCGCAGCCCAGGCCUUACAUCGCAUCUAAAAAUUCACACAGGGGAGAAACCGUAUACCUGUUCUGAGUGUGGAAAAAGGUUUGCUCACAGUGCUAGCCUUAUUCCACAUAAGAGAACCCACACAGGGGAGAAACCAUAUAAAUGCUUGGAAUGUGGAAAGAGCUUCAUUCAGAGUGCACACCUUACUGUGCAUAAGCAAAUCCAUAAGUGAAACAACCAGUUAAUUGUUUGACAUGUGGGAAGAGUUUCUGUACUAACACAUAACUUACUUACCAUCACAGGGUCCAUACAAGGGAGAAGCCAUAGAAGUGCUUUGUGUGUGGAAAAACCUUCAGCCAGAGUUCAAGCUUUAGUACACAUUUAA